UGGUCAACCAACGUAGUAAGCCUCAACUAAACCCGACCAAUCACGCGACACAAGAUCACCACAUAAACAGAGUCUCCCGGUUUUUGAACGCACAAAAGAUGUCUCAUCUCAAGCUCAGCGCGACAAAUUCAAAGUCUACCCAUGGGAGGCAAAAAGUACUCGAGCAGACCGGAGACUCGAGUUGGUUGACCCACCAUGAACACCCUCGGAGACAGAGAUCUUUCAUAGAACUCUCUUGAAGUCAUUUCUUGUGCUUCCUUCUCAUCUACCAAAGCGUCACCCAGAUUCGUCAGAUCAUGUUUCAACCAUUCGAGUCGUCCUCGAAUUAUUUCCGAUGCCCCCAAUGAAAAAUUCUUCCUUCGUGCCGUCCCAAGCCCUUCAAAGAGUCCAAAACGAAAAGCUAAGCGCGAGACAAACACCACGUACCCAAAAUCCAAAAGCCAUGCAUCGAUCUUUCAAUCGCCUCUCCUCCCUCGCUUUCCUUUUCCUUCUGCUCUCUCGCCCUGGCUCUACCGCCAGGGUCCUCCCGGACCCCGCGCCCGGGUUAGCCGCGAGAGCCGAGAACGCCACGUGGCACGGCUUUGCCAGGUUCUUAGACGCCGGCAAGGGGGCCGAAGUCGCCGGCAUGUCGGAGCUCAAGAGGUACUUCAACCUCUUCGGCUACCUCUCGGGCCCGGAUUCCAACUUUACUGACGUCUUCGAUGGGGAGCUCCAAUCUGCCCUGAUCGCAUACCAGACGCGGCUUGGGCUACCAGUCACGGGCCAGCUCGACUCCAGCACCAUGUCCGCGAUCACGACGCCGAGGUGUGGCGUGAGCGACGCCACCACCUCCUCCUCCCACGCGCUCCACACCACCCGCCACUACGCGUACUUCUACGGCAGGCCGAGGUGGGCCCGGGGAGCUCCCGCGACACUGACCUACGCGUUCUCACCCAGCAACAUGAUCAGCUACCUAAGCACGGCCGAGGUGAGGGCGGCUUUCGGGAGGGCCUUCGCGAGGUGGGCUGCGGUGAUCCCCAUGAGCUUCGAGGAGGUCGAGGACUACGAGGCGGCCGACGUCCGGAUCGGCUUCUACCGUGGGGACCACGGCGACGGCGAGCCGUUCGACGGGGUGCUGGGGGUGCUGGCCCACGCGUUCUCCCCGGAGAACGGGAGGUUCCACCUGGACGCGGCGGAGACGUGGGCCGUGGACUUCGAGAGGGAGAAGUCGAGGGUGGCCGUGGACCUGGAAACGGUGGCGACGCAUGAGAUCGGGCACGUGCUCGGGCUGGCUCACUCCACGGUGACGGAGGCCGUGAUGUACCCGAGCCUGAGCCCGAGGACGAGGAAGGUGGACCUCAGGAUGGAUGACGUGGACGGCGUGCAGGCCUUGUACGGGUCGAACCCGAAUUUCAAGCUGAGCUCCUUCUUGGAAUCUGAGAAAUCCUCCUCCUCGGACCACUCCGUGGGCUUGGGUACGAGGUUGUCAGAGUGGACUGCUCCUUUGCCACAUUUGGUGCCCAUCGUCAUCGUCGUCGUCUUCUUCUGCUUGUGCUGAAGAUAAUAUGUGGCCACUUUGCUUGGCUUAGCUUAGCUUUCCUUUCCUUUCCUUUCUUCUCUUUUGGGGGGGAUUUCAUUAUUCUUUUUGACAUCAGGAGGUAUAGAAAAAAGCUACAGAGGAUUUCACACGUGUGGAGGUGAGAGAAUGCUUCGGGCCUCCCUAAUUCGUUCUCGCAUUAUUAGUGAAUACACCAUUUUUUUUUCUU
Messenger RNA from Rhodamnia argentea, 1745 nucleotides. RefSeq names its product metalloendoproteinase 1-MMP-like. Lineage: Eukaryota; Viridiplantae; Streptophyta; Magnoliopsida; Myrtales; Myrtaceae. Gene Ontology annotation, biological process: proteolysis; collagen catabolic process; extracellular matrix organization. The transcript has a single exon. The coding region runs from base 335 to 1537 and encodes 400 amino acids. Gene Ontology annotation, molecular function: metalloendopeptidase activity; zinc ion binding. The record is from RefSeq and is a predicted model, not a curated record. Gene Ontology annotation, cellular component: extracellular matrix.